This is a messenger RNA of Eruca vesicaria subsp. sativa (arugula), 774 nucleotides long. NCBI's taxonomy places the organism in Eukaryota, Viridiplantae, Streptophyta, Magnoliopsida, Brassicales, Brassicaceae. The record is from the annotation of a GenBank genome assembly.
AUGAUGCAGAAACAAGAGUUCUUAGAACUGUUUGAGGCAGCAACUAAAGCGGCAAAGUCUGCUGCGAGAGGAGACGGUAAGAGUUCUUCUCCAGCGGUCUCUAGAUGUGUCGACGCCAUGGUUCGUUUGAAGGAAGCUCCCGAGUCUCUUGCUCGCGAGUUAGUCAUCGAUCUCAAAUACCCUCAAAUUGGAACGAGUCACAGCGUUCUCGUGGAUCACAAAAACCCUAGAAUCCAAUCCGAGGCAAAGCUUCUUUACUUUCGUUGGUUAAGGUAUCUCUAUGCCUCGGGAAGGAAACAGAGCCGACCAGUGCUAAAGAAGAAGAAUAAGAAGAAGCUUGUCGAGGAGGAGAUGAAGAUUUCGAAGACGACGGGGGAUUGUAACCGAGACAAAGUGCGUGACAUUCUUGCAAAAGCUUUGUCUAAAGUGGCUGUUGAGAUGAAGGAAGGAUUGGUUUCUUGCGAUUCUUGGAGUGUGGCUGCCUCGGUUGAAUCUGCAAUGUUUGAGAAACUAGGUUCUUUUGAAGGGACUCAAAAAGCAAAGUACAGAUCCAUUCUUUUCAACAUGGGAGACAGCAGAAAUCCUGACCUGAGGAGGAAAGUACUACUCGGAGAGAUCAGUGGAGAGAGGUUGGUGAGUAUGGAGAAAGAAGAGAUGGCUAGCAACAAGAUUCAGAUGGAAGUUCAAAAUAUCAAAGAGAAAGUCAGAGUUAGGGAUGAGAAUCGAGUCAAGAGCAUGAUGAUGUUUCAAUCAGACAGUACGAUCAUGAUUUAG